This is a messenger RNA of Corythoichthys intestinalis (scribbled pipefish), 5271 nucleotides long. It is a transcript of the gene cramp1, whose product is annotated as cramped chromatin regulator homolog 1. Bases 235 to 3717 code for a protein of 1160 amino acids. Gene Ontology annotation, cellular component: nucleus. Gene Ontology annotation, molecular function: chromatin binding. The transcript is spliced from 20 exons. The record is from RefSeq and is a predicted model, not a curated record. NCBI's taxonomy places the organism in Eukaryota, Metazoa, Chordata, Actinopteri, Syngnathiformes, Syngnathidae. Gene Ontology annotation, biological process: pattern specification process.
GACGAAUAUCGAUCGCGGUAUGUAGCAAAUAUGACAAUAUAGCGGUCGGUUGAAAAGUUUGAUGAGUUGUAUUGUCGAAGCAUUGAGUAAUAUUACUGCUAGAGAAGAGUGGAACUGCGCAGAGUUCGCCUCAGUCGAAGCUGGACAACGGCAGGGCAGCAGAGAGCGACCAGACCGUCGUGCAUUUAUUAUGCCCAAAUUGAUCAACAAUUGCCAGUCGAACCGCUCGGACCCAUGGUGAAGAGAAAGAAGACGUCGCCCACUUCCGAAGAGCAUGAAAUUUGCAUGACACCGAGCUCCAGGGAGGGGAUCGGUGUAGAUGGGACGACGAAUCCGUCCAGAAAAGCCGACGGUUACGACGAGGAGGAGAGCGGAGAGCAGGCGACCGAGGAGCGCAGUACAAAGGGAGACGAGCGAGUGGAAAUUGUUAAUCCAGCACCCGCUACUCUCAGCUCCGGUUCGGUUCAACCCGGACCGGGUGCUGGCCAGCAGACCCAGCCCUCGGUGGAGCCCAGCGCCCCGUGUCACGACCAGCAUCAUUUUCUCCGAUCGAGCGUUCGACCUCCCAGCAAAAGGAUCCGGAAGGAUUCCGUGGGCUCGACCAUCAACGGCCAUGGCGGGGCCAAAUCGAAAGGAGCAGAGAACUGUUCCUCUUCCCAGGGUGCAGUUGGACAAUCUGGACCCAUUGCCGGCUCCUCAGGGGGAGUCUCUAAGACCACAAAGGGCCAAGGACCUGCCGAGAAGGAGGAGCAAGCUGGUAACCAGAAGCGAGCCCGUCGGCAGUGGGAGUCUUGGAGCGCAGAGGAUAAAAACAGCUUUUUUGAAGGGCUCUAUGAGCAUGGCAAGGAUUUUGAGGCCAUCCAGAAUAACAUUGCUAUGAAGUACAAGAAAAGAGGCAAGCCAGCUAACAUGGUGAAGAACAAGGAACAGGUCCGCCAUUUUUAUUACCGCACAUGGCACAAGAUCUCCAAGCACAUCGACUUUGCCAAUGUGUACACUCGAGUCCUGAAAAAAUCUUCUCAGGAGCUCUACGGUCUCAUCUGCUAUGCUGAGCUCCGCAAAAAAGUUGGAGGACUCAUGGACGAUAAGAAUGUGGCGAAGCUAAAUGAACUCAUCCAACAAGGGGCCACCACUGUGCGCUCCAAAGGGAGGAACUUGCGAAUUAAAGCACCCAUGUGCCGCGCGCUGAAGAGACUUUGUGACCCAGAUGGAGUAAGUGACGAAGAAGACCAGAAGCCAGUGCGUUUACCCCUGAAGGUAGCGGUGGAGCUUCAACCGCGUAGCAACUAUUCCUGGGCUCGCGUUCAGAGUCUAGCGCACAACCCUCGCCUCAGGAUGGUGGUGGAGCUUCACAGGAAAGUUUCCAGCCUCAUUGAGUACCUGAAACAGAAAUGGGCCUAUCAUGACCAGAGAAUUAUCAAAAGUCUAAUGGAAAGGGAAGCUUUAGAAGAGACUCAGUCCCACACCACUUCUCCAAACAAGUCUUCGCCCGAGGAGCUCUUUCUUUUCCCGGCCGAGAGCAGCUCCCUGACCACGCUGCCCGGCGUGGCUCGUGUGGUUCACUCCAAGGCUUCGUGCACAGUACACUGGCAAGAAAGCGGCAAGGCCCGGCCCAAUGCCAAAGAGCUACCCGCUGCGCAGAUUCUAGGUAUUCACACUGCUCCACCUCUAAGGACAAGCACCAAAUCUGGACGAGGAAACGCAGUUUCAACUGCUUCAGCAACGGUACAGAGUGACAACUGUCAAACAGAUUCACCUAGCCUUGAAACUUCACCCGAUGGUUCUGCCAAGUUAGAGGAGAAGAGGCCUACAUCUGGCUCAGCACUUCCUCAUCAAGUAAUUCCCAGAGAGGAGGCAACUGACGGAGGACUUGUUGAGGGGAAUAAAACUUUCACUGCCAGUGUAGAGUUCAGUGGAGGCCUCGUAGGGACCAAAACAACAGAUGUAUCAUGUAGUGGUGUAGAGAGCUCGCUUGAACAGUGCAUGGAGGAGCAGAACGUGACCACCACUUCCUCUCCAGACGGCAGCCAGACAGCUCCAGCCAAGCUCUCCACGGCUGGCCCAGAGGAAGGAGUGCCGCAGAGCAAAGAGCGAACUGUCGAACAGAUCAGAGGGGAAGGCUGGAACGUCCGCGACGCCGAGAAUGUCACGCUAGCCGAGUUGUACUUGAUGUUUGGGAAGCCCGGCAAGCUGCAGCUGGAGUACGAGUGGCAGUCCGUCUCAGACCCUCCUGAAAAAGGGCAAGCGCAAAUCCAGCAGAGAGCACAUAGGAAACAAAGAGUACUACGAUGUUUGCUGAGACUGGUCACCACAGAGGUCAACCCCAAACCUUUGCCUCCAGAGUUUUGUUCCACAGCCACGUCACCUCUUAAGACUCCUCAAGAGGAACAAAACCAGACCCUCACGCCUCCAGGAAAAGCUCCAAUCGCGGUGGUCCGUAGCCCGAGCUUUGGACGACAGCAGGGCUCUGCCCGAGGAGCCAAAUUACACCUGCCAAACGUUGGAGGAUUAGGUUCACGCAACUUUCCUCGCUCUCUUCUUGCAUCAUCAGCGGCAGCAGCCAGUGACUCUGAAGGCAAUGUGUUUGCAGUACCCACCACGCUCCCUCCAAACAGUACCCGCCACAGCCGAAUGUUCUCCCCCAACAAGGAAGCUGAGCUAGCCCUAAAGCAGCAGCUCAACUCCAUUAGUAUGCAGUCAGAUCUUUUCCUUUCACGACCAAGAAAACCUCGAAACAAACUCCGGAAGCCGCUUGUCGUUCAGCGAACUCUUCUACCGCGAACUACAGGGGACACUUCUCAACACGUUUGUUCCUUCUCCAUCCUCUCCAACUCCGCUGCCACAGGAACUGGAUCUUUCCGGCCAAUUCAAACCCGGCUUGCUCCGGCCUCCCUCGCUCUACCGUCCAAAGUCUCUUCCUCGGCGUCCUCGGCCUCUGCGGCAACCAACCAGCUCUCCAGUGCAAUUGACCUGGCAGCAAAAACUGCAGGCAUCAUUCCUGGAAGUCCUUGUCGGGAGCCGAAUUCUCCUGCAGCUGUCGCUCCUGCAACAAUUGCUGAUGCUGAACCAGAACCUCAGCUUCUCCAGCACAAUGUCUCAGAGAACGGUUUGCCCCCUCCAUCUCCUGGAGUGACAGAGGCUGGAGACUCGCUCCUCUCUCCGCCCAGCGUCGCUUCCCUCCUUGACAUCUCUCUGCCGGGCCCCCCAGAGGAGGCUAUGACCCCGGGAGAGAAUCAAACACACAUCAGUGACUCCAUCAUCGAGCUCGCCAUCAAUUCUGCUCACUACGGCGAGGAGGCGGCGCUCUCUCCGGCCAAAUUGAGUAGCAGCGACGGCUCCAAGCUACUGGCUUCAUCUCCCUCCGUCAGCCCGUCCCGGGGCUGGAUUCCUUCGCCCAGCCACGACCCGCAAUGGUAUCCAAGCGACUCGUCCGACUCCACACUGGGAUGCCUCCUAUCCAGCAUGGUCUCUUCUGAUAAGGGAAGGCGGAGCACUCUCACCCCCUCCGGCCCCUCCAGUGGCACAGCUUUGCUCGGUCCCAGCUUGCUGGACUGCAACUCCCACGAUUCCUUUCAGUCCCGCGGGCUUCCUGAUGUGGCUGAGAUGGACUCUCAGCUUGCCUGCAUGAUGAGCGAGAGCAGCGUGGACUACAUCGCGCGCUUCAAUGACCUGGCUCAGGAGCUCGCCGUGGCCGAGCCCUCCAUUCCGCCACCUUGAGGGAGGGGGCGAGGGCGCCUCCCUUGGCCUAGCGCCAUCUGGAUAAAAAAAAGUGAGCGCAUGCGUCCUGUCGCAUCGGAGCAAAGACAAUUGCGGGAACAGACCAGUACUUAAAGCCAUCCCCUGCCCUGAUUGUUGAAGUGCAAUAAUUACAUGCCCUUUAAAAACCAUCAAGUUUACAAAACACAACCUCAUGUACAGGAAAAUACUUUGCCAUAUCUGAACAAAAAAAGAAUAUUUUACUUUUGUCUUCUCCUGCUACUUUUGAAUUCUACCCCCUAAAAAUGUGCAAAUCCACCAAAAUCUGCAGUUAAUUGCUCACAGCAUGUUAAGAAUAUUCGGUGAAGUUACAGGAGGAACCACAAUGUAACAGGCGAACUUGAUUUGACCUUGUCUAAAUUUAGGAAUCUCGUGUUCAAUUGUUUCAGUUGUUCAAAUUAAGUCCACCUGUAAAUCUGUGUCGUGCACUUCAAAGUUCAUCCUGAAAUUUCACCCAAAGCCCAAUGUCACUAACCUUUGUGAGUAGUUUACAGUAUAUAUAUUGUUUGGUAAAGAGCUUGCUCAUCAGUGUGUUCUGCCAUGUAUUUAACUUGCCUUCCAUUUCAUCUCCAUCAGGUCUGCUUAAUCUGUUUAUUUUCCAGCACGCAUUCAGUUUUUGAAGGCAGAAGGAAAAAUGGCAGCUUUGGAUGGCAGAAUGUUUGACGACUAUUUCAAUUUGGUGCUGAAGUGUUUGAAUUCAGUGUAAAUAUCUGACACCUUGAUUGACUAAUUGUGUCUAAUGAUAAGAAUAAUUCAGGCUGCAUCGACUAAAACACACAUACGCGCUGUGAAAUCACAUUUGAAAACUUAACAAAGGAUGCAUUAAUUGUAGUUCAUAGGUUUCUUUUCUUUUUUGAACAGGAACACUGCAUUUAAAGGCCACGAAAGCGAAUGUCAUCAGCUCCAUUCGUUCGACUGGUUGUGUUGAAUACAGUUGAAAUGUUGACUGUUAGUGGAAGCAAACUCUCGUGCCAAAGUCACUACCAAUAGCUGCCGCAGCUUAAACCUCAGGCUGGUCUUUUUAUAUGGUGAAGUUGAGGUGAAGUGACGCUUAUCCCAUGUUGGUGCUUACUCAUUUACUGCAAAUACACAACUCAUAAGUCCAGUUAUUGCAUCGAGUGAUUUAUCAAACCAGCGUCAUCCUAGUUAUUUCAAAGGUGGGGAAAUAUAAUGAAGCUUUCAAAUUCAAUAUUGUUUUCAAAUAGGAACCAACAUCUUUUCAAAUUUGAAUGUUUUAUUCGUAUGAAGGAUUUAUUUGUACAAAUGGUGAUUCCAGUAUUCACUGCUUUUGUAUCAUAAUGUAAAAAAUGCUGUUUGGAAUAUUUAUUAACAUUUCUAAAGUGGUUCUCUUUAACUUAAGACAAUAUCUGAAAAAUGGAUCAACCUGUCCAAAUUUCCGUUGGUUAAAGGUGUUUUUAUUCUGUGCAUAAAGUUCACUACAAAAAGCUUUUUUUUUUUUGUAUUUGUGUUUUUUUCCCCCAUUGAGGAUGUUGGUGAGCUUUAAACUUUCAAAAA